This is a messenger RNA of Prunus armeniaca (apricot), 882 nucleotides long. NCBI's taxonomy places the organism in Eukaryota, Viridiplantae, Streptophyta, Magnoliopsida, Rosales, Rosaceae. The record is from the annotation of a GenBank genome assembly.
AUGGAAGAGGAGAAUGCGGUGGAGCUUUUGCAACGGUAUCGUCGGGACAGGCGAAUACUUCUGGAUUUUAUACUUGCCGGUAGCUUAAUGAAGAAGGUGAUAAUGCCUCCUGGUGCGGUUACCCUAGAUGAUGUGGAUCUAGACCAAGUCAGUGUUGAUUAUGUGCUCAAUUGUGCUAAGAAAGGUGGAAUGCUUGAACUCUCGGAAGCUAUUAGAGACUACCAUGACCAUACUGGGUUACCCCAGAUGAACAGUACAGGUUCUGCUGGUGAAUUCUUUUUGGUUACGAAUCCUGAGUUUUCCGGUUCUCCUCCAAAACGGGCACCACCACCUGUUCCGGACUUCGUGCCACCUCCUGUUCUAACUCCACCUCCUGGUGUCUUUUCAUCUAUUCCUGACCUUGACUCAUCUCCGGUUGCAUCAAGUGUGUCAAAGUCAGAAUCUUUUAACUACACACAAGCUCAAGAACUGACUGUAGACGAUAUUGAAGAUUUCGAGGAUGAUGAUAUUGAUGAGGCUGACAGUCUCCGGAUUUCACGAAGGAUUCGAAACGAUGCUACUGAUCUUUCGCUUGGAUUGCCUUCUUUUAAGACAGGUGAACUCCAACGAACAGAAUGCUUAAGAUCUCUUCGAGAGAUUGCCAGUCCACUUGCUGAGAGGCCUGCUCGUGGUGACUUAACUGGUGAAGUUUGUCACUGGGCAGAUGGUUAUCACUUGAACAUUAGACUGUAUGAGAAACUGCUUCUCAGUGUCUUUGAUAUGUUAGAUGGGGGAAAGUUGACUGAGGUUAGUACUUUUGGUUCUUUGCCAUGGCAACACGGCUCUGUCAAAAUCUACAAAAGAACUGCAUUCAUUUACAUUGCCAAGUCACUUUCUGCUUGA